This is a messenger RNA of Helianthus annuus (common sunflower), 819 nucleotides long. RefSeq lists its product as uncharacterized. The record is from RefSeq and is a predicted model, not a curated record. The transcript has a single exon. NCBI's taxonomy places the organism in Eukaryota, Viridiplantae, Streptophyta, Magnoliopsida, Asterales, Asteraceae. The coding region runs from base 1 to 819 and encodes 272 amino acids.
AUGAACUCCAAUACUUACCACCCCGGUUUUAGAAACCACCCAAACUUUACAUAUGGAAAUCCCUCAAACCAAGCUAACCCGAAUUUUCAAGGAAGUCAAGGUAACUUUGCUCCACGCCAACCGUUCAAUAAUCAAAGUGGGUUUUCAGGUCAAAGUUCUUCUGGUGGAAAUGAGGUCAUGGAGAUGCUCAAGGCAAUGCAACUAGAGAUGCAGCGAAGAAAUCAAAUUGAUGAUGCUCGCAUUCAAAAAGACGAAAUCCGUGAUAAAGCAAUUCAGUCGUUGACUACCCAAAUGAGUCAACUUGCAAGUGAUGUGGCGAUAUUGAAGAAAGCAAAAGGCCAACUACAAAGUGACACGGUGACAAAUCCCAAAAACAUUAAAAGUGUUAAUAUCAAUGUGGUAAGUACCGUUCCUAAUAGUGAAUUUAAUGAAACAUUUCUAACAUCUUCUUGUCAAGUGAGUGUAGGUAUAGGAAGGGAUGCCGAGGUUGAAACGGACAAAGAGCAUGGAGCACCACUCGUGCCUAUUCAAGUGGGAAAAUUAAAAAUUCCUCAAGCAUUGUUGGACUACGGGGCGAGUAUGAGUGUGCUACCAGGCGAUCUAUACGAUAUGUACGACUUUGGUCCGCUUGAAGAUAUAGACACCAUGGUGAGUUUGGCGGAUGAAAGUUGGAGGCGUCCACGGGGAAUAGUUAAGAAUGUUAAGAUUCGGUUGGGAGAAUUCGAAUACCCGGUGGAUUUUCUGGUCCUAGAUUAUGCCCCCACCAAAUUUGUAACGUUUCGUAUUUCUGUACCUUCUUUUUAUGGCAAGAUGUAUUGA